GGAGCGCGCCCCUCUGUUCGCACCUACUGCGCAGGUCCAAAUAACCUCAUUCAAUCCACGCCUUGGGUCAUCCACACGCAUUUAUGCAUUGGACUAUUCUCUUUAUUACAUACCCAUUCUGUCCUGACGCACAAAAUUCAAAAUUAAGAAUCAAACAUCACAACUCCAGUGCCAUUUAAAAGUGUUUUAAACUUUAAUAAUGAGUAAGUUACAUGUAGAGAGGUAACAGUAACAUUGGCCUAUUUUCGAAGAAUAUGUGAGAUUUGAACAAAAAGUGCAUAUAGUGUGUAUAAAAUGGUAAUUGACGCACAAGUACAGUCGGCGCCGAUCGUGGAUGUGCCUGAAGAGAAUGACCGCACAAACCACUCGUGCAACAAAGUUAGGAUUGUUAAGACAUUAGACUUGCAGGGAAUACUUUGGCAAUGCGGCCUAAGGGAGAUCUGCUUGGCUGCUCUUUGGCUUCCACUUGGUGCUUUAAUAUUUUGUUAUGUGACAGCGUCUAUAUUCCAAGCAGAUGAUAUUCAUGAAACUCACUGUAGGGUUUACAACGUAGUACCCUCAAUAAGUGCGAUUACCGGCAUCAGCCCGCAGCGGUACGUGUGGAGAAUAUGCAUAGCCUUCCACCUCGGACCGAGGCUGCUUAUCGGCUCCCUCUAUUAUAACUACCAUAAGCAGCGGAACGCGCAUAUUAUUGAAGAUAAGGUUAGAUUGCAAGCGACGCAAUUAGGAGAAGCCUGCUACUGGCUCAACUUGGUAGAGCUGUGCGCCCUCACCGGGGUCACAUAUGUUUCCAAUAGGGAAAAUUACUUUGUACACGAGAAGAUAUUCAUAGUAUUCAUGAUAGCCGCGCUUCUGCACAUGCUGUGCCGCGCGCGCGUCGGCAGUAUAGCCAGCGACACCGUGGAGUCGCUGCGGACCAACAAGCUAGUGUGGACACUGUUCUACGUGGCCAUAGCGGCCACCGUGGGACUGAUCGUGUUCUUCCUGAGGCACCGACUACUGUGCAGGCCUUUAGCUUUCACCUAUUUCUCAGUCUGCGAGUACAUCCUGGCAACAGCCAACAUGGCCUUCCACGCUUUAGUGGUGAGGGAUUUGCCUCUUCACGAGGUACACGUCGUUUGCCCCACAAAUCGGAAGGCGGACUAACAGAACAGUGCACCGCAGAUCCACGUUGGGUGCCAAAUUUGCGCCAGAACUCAACUCACCAUGUGUGUUGCUUGUACACUAAGUGUACUCAUAUUAGUAGGUAUGAUAGCACUGUUAUAUGCUGUCAUGCUUGGCGAGGAAAUGCUUGCGUUUACAUGACUGCGCAUGUAAAACUUUAGGGUGUAAUUUUUAUUUAUUUAUGACUGAAUACUUUUGUGAUGCAGUCAGCUUGUAAUGCAGAGAUAUCUCUUCCAAUGUCUCUCUUGUCGGUUUAUAAUGUAAAUUAUAAGUAGGUUUCUUUUUAUACUUACUAUGUAGUUAUGUAGUAAGCCCCAUGUGUACGUAAGUACCUAUAUGUAGGUCAAUAUACGUACUUCAAUUAUAAGGUUUACAAAGAUCUCUGCAGAGUACGCAUAAGGUUGUAAAUUUGGCAUUUUAAUGCGGUAAAAUUUUGAAGCAAAAGUAAUAGUAAUUAUAAUCAUACUACUUACCUACUUGAGAUUGUUUCACUAUUACACAGCAUAAUGUAAUACACUUACUUCUGCGCGGUUGUUUCUAAUGUUAAAUACGAACGAACGAGAAUUUUAGAUUCUAGUUUACUAAAUAUAAAAUAAAAAGGUCACAAACAACGGUAACUUUCAUCUGUACCUAAUCUUAACUAAAAACUCUCGAGAUUACCUAAUAAUUAACUUUUUCUUGUGUUAAAACGAAAAUUAAGGUUUUGCUAUUAGGUAUAUUUUUUUGUAUUUUAUUUUUAAAUUUAGCAAAGUUUAUCAACAUUAACUACCCAUAAUUUCUUUACCGUUUCGACAACAUUUCCAUAACUUCCGCCCCGCUGUUGAUCAUGUUUAAGUAAAACAACCUUAGAUAAGUUACCUACAUUUAGGAGCCAAAUUACUAGCUAUGAAGUAAACGAUCUCAUAUUCACAAGAACGAGGAAUGUAUUCUCUAUUUAAAAUACAAUCCAUUUUACUGCUUUUUCACUAAGAACUAUAGUAUAAGUCUAAAAUAAAUUUGGCUGUUUCAUACAUUUUGUAUGUUUCAUACAUACAUCAAAACUCCCUGGCAACAGGAAUGAAGUUAUUUUCUAGCCACCGUGUAUACCUGUGGCAGAACUAGCAGAUUGAUAACAUUUAUAUUUCGCCAGGUCAUUAUGGCUUGCAGUGGCAGUUUUUGUUAAUAAGUAAUUCAAAUUCACUAAAAUAUUGAAUAACUUUAUGUGCACCUAAAAACGAACCAAAGGUAUUAAUGACUUGCCAUAUAAGAUAUUGUUUAAGGUUGAAAAUUACAAUGUAAAUUAAACUUAGUAUUUAAGUCGUUAGAAUGUAAUUAAUUUAUCAUUUAGUAAAUUAUGUGAGUAAGCAGCGAAAUAAACGUAACUAUAUUUCGUUUUGUUACUGGAAUUAAGUUGUUAUUUAUUUAGUAAGGGUUAUAUUUUAAGAAAAUGAGUGAUAUUAAUAGCUAAUCAAAUUUCAUUUUUAAAAAGUUUACACAAAAGUUGAAUGCGGCUCCUAUUGUUGAAUUCACUUCAGCUAAGUAUAUUGAAAAACGCAUUUCGUAUAGUGCCUGGGCUAUAACCGCGAAAAUCGAAGUUCGCAAAUUGCGGGGAUUUUUCUCUGUCAUUCUAAUUACGCCUUCAUUGGAGUAAAAGAGAAAGAUCCCCGCAAUCUGCGAAUAUCGGUUUUCGCGGUAGCCGCUCUGCACUUGGGCACCAAUUUUUUUUAAAGUAACAUAAUUAUAAUAUUAUUUUUAAUUAAUAUUUAAUUUCCAAUAACCAUUCAAUCAUCAUUUGAUAUUUGCCAGUCGCUUUUCGGUGAAGGAAAACAUUUUGAGGAAACCGGACUAAUCCCAAUAAGGCCUAGUUUUCCCUCUGGGUUGGAAGGUCAGAUGGCAGUCGCUUUCGUAAAAACUAGUGCCUACGUCAAAUCAUGGGAUUAGUUGUCAAGCGGACCCCAGGCUCCCAUGAGCCGUGGCAAAAUGCCGGGAUAACGCCAGGAAGAAGAAGAAGAUUUAAUUUCCAAUAAUCAUAAUUUUUGAGAUGUUGCCGUAUGCGAUUUGUUUUGUUUAUGGCCUGUACAAACGUCACUGGUAAUCGCGAUUUGCAAUACAUUGCGGCAAUUUAUUUGAUCGAUCGACUGAAUCCGUUGCUCCUUAGCCGGCAAUCACCUCAAAUCGCAUGUAUUUUGUUGCAACGUUUGUAGAAGCCUUUAUGCGCUAUGAAUUCAGAGAGACAUUUUGUUUGUAAAAUUAUAAUAAUCGAUCGUUUUUUUCACAUUUCAAGAUUACUUUGUUUAUUUAGCUAUAUUUUGAACAGUAUUUUUACAAUGUUAUGUUUAUAAGCUGAAUAUAUAUUGCAGUCGUGAAAGUACCUAAUUUGAAGCGGAACGAUCUGCCUUAACUUGCACACUGCCCAUAAAACUGUAUAAAUUGGCAAUCAUCAACAUAAACCACAAAAUCGGUAGGUACCUAAUUUCUAAUAGUUGCACUUAUGCGGGACAAACACUAAAAUAUUUUCUUUAAGGGCUUAUUAUAUUUUUCCUUUACCAGGACACCAUUUACGAGUCACUUUUUCUGUUUCACGAAAUGUUAGAACAGUUACCAAUACAAUAAAUUCUAAUUAAAAAAAGUACUAUAAGUACAGUCAACAACAAAGCUAUGAAUACAGGCAAAGUGUCAAAAAUAUGUAUACAGUACUUUAUUGCCUGUUCAUUAAGGUCGUGUAUGCAUAUUUUUGGCACUUUGCCUGUAUUCAUAGCUCUGUUGUUGACUGUACAAACAUAAUCGAUUUUUUGCUGAGUGUAUGUGUAGAAUAAUAAAAUUUAAUUCAUAAUUAUUGGUAACGACGUUCUAACAUUACAUAAAACUUGCGUUUACGUAUAUAAAAGUGGAGUUCAAAAGAAAUGGUCCUACCUUCAUCAACUCGCACUUUUUGCUUGUCAAAUAAACACACAUAACUAUUUAAUACACCAUCUAUUUAUUUUACAUAUUAAUAUUGUAAAAAACAUAUAUUAUUUAAAAAUAAACGUUAUUGGACCAAAAAAACGUCUCUAACUUAAUACAAAUUGAAUACAAGUUAUUCAGAUUAAUACAUAUCCAAAAUAAAAAUAAUUAACAUCAUAACCUGAUUUUCAAGCUCAUCCAAUGCUCUAAAAGUCUACAUUAAAUGAAAAUAUAAUUAUGUUUAUAUUGACAGACUACUUCAUGCAUUUCUUAAAACGUAUUUAGUGCAGAGUUUAAUUUUAUUUUUAAUAUUUAUUAAUAAAUAAUUAGGUACUAACAAUUUUUUCAAACAUAACUUCGAAUAUGUAUUACGUUCCUACGUGAGUACCUAACAAUUAUUUUUUUAUUUAAUAUGCUAUUUAUAGACAAACUCCAUAAUCUUCGUACCUACAUGUCGGAUUGUUAUUUUAAUGACUAUAAGAUAACGUAUAUAUGAAUAGCAAUGGCGUCGAUCAUUAAUAUGUACUAAAAUUACAAAACCGCAAUAUGACAUCGUUUCGACUCCCAUG
Molecule: messenger RNA, 4655 nt
Organism: Cydia fagiglandana
Lineage: Eukaryota; Metazoa; Arthropoda; Insecta; Lepidoptera; Tortricidae
Product: post-GPI attachment to proteins factor 2-like
Exons: 6
Coding region: 295-1146 (283 amino acids)
Biological process (GO): GPI anchor biosynthetic process
Cellular component (GO): endoplasmic reticulum membrane; Golgi membrane
Source: RefSeq, a predicted model, not a curated record